AUGCGUCAUCUACGGUGUACUUGUCGAGACUAUGCUGAGGCGGCUGGAGAAAAAUCAGGCUCUGGUUUACGUGCUUUAAAGGCAUCUUCGCUCCCAAACCUAGGGAUCAGUGAAGUUCUAGCGACGAAACUGGCCCUUGAUGCUCUUGAGAACUUUCGGACUCCGCACUUGGAGAUACCUUGUUGUCCAUCCCAUGGGUUUAAAUAUCUCCCUUUCCGACUAUUUAAUACGUUCGAUUCUUGCCUCUUUAGAGGCUUACUCAAAGAUCAAGUCUAUCUCAGGUGGUCGAAUAUCCUGCCUUCGGCCGUUCAUGGGUUGACCAGCAAACCGGGAACAAGGGACACGAGAAUCACUAUUGACCUUCAAAACACCCUGAUAAAAGAGGGUUCAGCUGAAGGAAUCAUAUCAGUUUUGAUACAUCACAUGGCCCACGCAUACUUCAUUGCCUGCUGUGGACCUCCUAGCGACAAUAAACACGGUUCAGAAAGACAGAAUCUCGGCCAUAAUCUAGCUUACAGCACCCUGAUAUAUAAAAUCAUGGACGUCUUUCAGCCUCGGGGAUUCAAACAGAUGCCGAAUCUGUUCAUUUUUGAUCGUACUCGACAUCACCCAACUAAUCACCAUCAACUUUGUCGUCAGGGAAGGGCGGUUGCUAGUUUGGCCGAACCAGGGAAAUGCUGUACCUACCACUCAAGGGAUUUCUUAGACAGAAACACCUGCCACCAUCAUACCUUGACCUUAAAGGAGUUAAAACCAGAACAGGAAAAUAAUGGGAAGUCGGAUCUCGGUAAUCCAUAUCCAAAAUCACACUAUAUCCACAUCGUGGAUAUUGGGAACCAGAGGUUCACCCCCGUAUUGCGUACACAAUACCACUCCUCACCAAAGGAUUACGUUGAACUACUCUAUGAAAAUUUCGCUGUCCCAUUUCUACGUUCCAACUUAAGAAAGGAUUGCUCGCUAGCUUCUAAAUUAUCCGAAGAUGUCAAUUUCCUAAACAUACCCGCGCCGUCUCAUCAGAUAUUCUGUGCAUUCUACUCAUAUCUGUUAAAUGGAGACUAUCCUCCAGAGCUAGUCAAAGUCACAUCUCCUUAUCUCACAACUACAACUGCUCAGGGCCCACCCAUCAUAUUGACCUAUGCCCCUGAAAUCGAGAAUUAUUUGGCAACCGAUAUCAGGAUGUUUAGCCUAGCAAGCAUGCUGGACUUCUCUGAUCUAAGAAACAGCGCAAUGGAGAGAAUGUAUUCGCUGAGUGAAACACAUGCCAAUCCGAUCUCGAUCUUUGAUGAGAUUUACAACAGCCCCACUAGGAAUGACGAUGACAGAAAUAGGCUACGCAGAUGGGUGUUAGAGUUCCUUGCUAAAGCAACUUCCUCAAACACAGGAUUUACCAACCUUGAUAUCCUGCAGGCUGAGCAGUGGAGAGGUAACCUUACGAAACUACGGGAGAAAAAUGGACUUUUCAAUAUAGACUAUACAGCAGCCCUCGAGAACUUGGUCCUUGAAAAAGCAUUCGCGUGUAUAACUGCACAUAGUGGAGAGAAUCGAAAAACUGAAGAAUCUACAGAAACCCCAGGGCAAUCUGGCACCAGGGGAAACCUAUCGCCUUCAGAGCUGGAGCUACUUCGGCAGAUACACCCUGAGAUAUCAAAACUAUACGAAACAGCUGCCGUUCUGGGACAGAAACAGGGCUUUAGCCUUGGGCAAACAAACGAUCCCAAAGGACAAAAAGACAAUGAUGCAUUGCUUAAACGUUACUACUCCCCUGCUCUUUUCUCCGAGCCCCCAAACUACGUGUAG
Microsporum canis CBS 113480 is the source of this 1797-nucleotide messenger RNA. RefSeq lists its product as hypothetical. The record is from RefSeq and is a predicted model, not a curated record. Lineage: Eukaryota; Fungi; Ascomycota; Eurotiomycetes; Onygenales; Arthrodermataceae. The coding region runs from base 1 to 1797 and encodes 598 amino acids. The transcript has 3 exons.